AUGAUUAUUUUAAAACUUGUAUGCAUUAUCUUUCCAGGUCGGCAAAAGACAUCUGCCCAAACAAGUCCAUCAGUGAAUUUCCAGAAGCUUUUUACUAGAUUUGGUCACCAGGAAGAAGAAGCAGUUUCGGCGUUUGACUUUCUGGACCAAUUUUCAACGUCAAGCGCCAAUUCUGAACCACCCCUCACUGCCAACAUUGCUGAUUACAUCAGCAAUCUACCACAAGAAUUGCAGAAUUACUCUCCUCUUUCAGAUCCAGACAUUACACCUCAGGCAUCUCCAACGAAACAACACAAAACUAAGAAAUAUCAGCCGCCAUCAAUGAAAGCUUUGAAGCACAUGGAAAACUGCAGCCGAAGUAACCAAGCCAAGGCGGCCGCUGCCAGCACUGCUGCUGCCCCUGCUCCGGUGACAUCAAAUCGAGAUUUGUGCCGGAGUUAUUCAACAUGUUCUUUGGAGUCCCCUGAAGAUGGAUCAGCCAGUAAUUUGUCACUCAGUGAUUCAUGCUGUGAAUGA
Molecule: messenger RNA, 516 nt
Organism: Acanthosepion pharaonis
Lineage: Eukaryota; Metazoa; Mollusca; Cephalopoda; Sepiida; Sepiidae
Source: the annotation of a GenBank genome assembly